Ipomoea nil (Japanese morning glory) is the source of this 291-nucleotide messenger RNA. Its product is annotated as CDPK-related protein kinase-like. Gene Ontology annotation, molecular function: calcium/calmodulin-dependent protein kinase activity; ATP binding; calmodulin binding. Gene Ontology annotation, biological process: peptidyl-serine phosphorylation; protein autophosphorylation; intracellular signal transduction. The record is from RefSeq and is a predicted model, not a curated record. NCBI's taxonomy places the organism in Eukaryota, Viridiplantae, Streptophyta, Magnoliopsida, Solanales, Convolvulaceae. The coding region runs from base 1 to 291 and encodes 96 amino acids. Gene Ontology annotation, cellular component: nucleus; cytoplasm. The transcript has 4 exons.
AUGAAAUUGUGUGAAGGAGGGGAACUGUUAGAUAGAAUACUAUCAAGAGGUGGAAGAUACACGGAGGCGGAUGCUAAGAGAGUUAUUGUGCAAAUAUUAAAUGUUGUAGCCUUUUGUCAUCUUCAAGGUGUUGUGCAUCGUGAUUUGAAGCCAGAGAACUUUCUUUUUACCAAAAGAGAAGAAGAUGCUCCCAUGAAGGUUAUUGACUUUGGUCUCUCUGAUUUUAUCAAACCAGGUAAUAUUCACUAUUCUAGUUCCUCGAAUGCUAUUGCCUCUUGCAAAUGCAGUUGA